AAUUACCAUCUAUAUAAUUUGCCUAUUCUUCUACUGAGCGUUAUUAAAAUUUAAGGACUAGGCCCUUUUGAUUUUAUCAUUUCAUCGCUUCCCAACCAUAUCGCGUCAAAAUGGCGGACGGGCAAACCCAGAGUUCUACAACAGCGCAACAAGCCAGAAAAGGUCGGACACAGGCAGUAAGGUCUUCACUGCCAUAUCAAAUUUUACUAUUUCUAAAUGGCUGGUACUUUGCAUUCUUUUUUGUGUGUGAGAUUUUGCUCUUUGUCUUCAAAGGAGAAACAUUGCCAUAUGCUACCAAUGUCCUUGCAGCAGAAGUCAUUUUGCUCUUCUUGUUAGCAAUUGUAGAAGUGUUGCGUUUAUUUUUUGGUCGAAGAGGUAAUUUAACAGAACAAAUCAUGGGUGUUCUAGUUUGUGUGAUACUCAGCAUUGCCUCAAUAUUUGGAGUGCUCUUCUUCCUAUUGUGGCAAACAUAUGUUCUACGUGUGGAGAUCAUCCUCACAGCAAUUCAGUUAUUUUUUAUUGGCAUGGAACUUAUCUUUGGUAUCAUAUCCAUCAUUACAUUUGCCAACAAUGAUUAUAUUUUCACCUAA
Messenger RNA from Physella acuta, 590 nucleotides. RefSeq names its product transmembrane protein 216-like. Gene Ontology annotation, cellular component: ciliary transition zone. Lineage: Eukaryota; Metazoa; Mollusca; Gastropoda; Physidae. The record is from RefSeq and is a predicted model, not a curated record. Gene Ontology annotation, biological process: non-motile cilium assembly.